Molecule: messenger RNA, 1373 nt
Organism: Manihot esculenta (cassava)
Lineage: Eukaryota; Viridiplantae; Streptophyta; Magnoliopsida; Malpighiales; Euphorbiaceae
Exons: 1
Coding region: 188-1210 (340 amino acids)
Source: RefSeq, a predicted model, not a curated record
CCGCCACCCGCCAAAGCCCACCUCAGCUGACGACCAAACAACAACAGGAAACAAAAUUUCCAAUCGAUCGCUUGCGACUCAUUUGCUCGUUAUCUUCUUUACGCCAUCAACCUUUACGACAGACCUUUCCCUCCCAAUCAAUCGGAUUCUUCUCUGUUCUCUCCACCCCAUCAUCCCCAAAUCUUCCAUGGCGACUGCAGCACCUCCUUCUAUCGACCUCUGCACAGUUUUCUCUGAAUCAAAACGCAUCAUCAAUGCCCACACCCGCCAUUUCCUCGCUCUCUCAGUCUUCUUUCUUCUUCCUCUUUCCUUCUCUUUCACUGUCUACCCUACCCUUCAGAAUCUCCUCGCUCCAUCCUCCACUCUCAAUUCUAAAAUCUUACUCUCUACUUCCUUCCUCCUUGAUCAAGACCCAUCUAAUUUUGUUACUCUCAAAACCCUUGUUCUCUCACUUCUCUUCUCCCUCUUUGUCUUUGUUUUUGGCCUUCUUGCUGCUGGUUCUAUCACCUACAGUGUUCUCCAUGGCUUCUAUGGUAGACCUGUCAAGCUCGUAGCAUCUAUUAGAUCGGCUUUGGUUUCUUUCUUUCCCCUCAUAAUAACAACGAUUUUAGCUCAAAUUAUUGUUCUGGCCAUAUUUGUCGCAACUGGGUUUCUCUUGUUUGUGGUUGUUAUGGGGAUUCAGCUUCUGGGGUUUCAAGUCGAGUUAUUUUCUCCUUAUUUUAUCGUGUUCUCUGUAAUUGUUUCGAUUGUUUUGAUAUUGGUUUUAGUUUAUUUGCAAGUUAAUUGGUUUCUAUUUGGCGUUAUUGUGGUAGUGGAAUCGAGUUGGGGUCUUCAGCCAUUGAAGCGGAGUAGUUUUCUCAUAAAGGGAAUGAGAGGGCUGGCUUUGGCUUUAUCUUUGUUUUUUGGGUUUUUGGUGGGUGUUUUGUUAUUCAUUAGCUCUGUUUCAGGGAUCACACUGGGUAUUGGCACUAAUGGUGGAUGGAAGAGUUGUGCAUUUGUUGUGCAAAUUGUAGUAACUUCAACACUACUAAUGCUGUUGCUUCUUUACUAUAGCGCUGCAAAUACUAUUUUGUAUAUGUAUUGCAAGGCUGUACAUGGGGAGCUUGCUUGGGAAAUUGCUGAGGAAUUUGCCAGGGAGUAUAUCAGCUUGCCGUUUGAUGAUGGAAAAGUUCCUCACCUUGUAUCUGUUGCUUAUACUUUACAAAACUAACAAGGUCAGUGGCUUUGUAAUGCCUUUCUCUCCAGGAUGUUCUGUUUUCUUGAUUGUAAUACCUAAUAGUUUGUGUAUAAAAAAAUGUGGUUAGAAUAUUAAAUUUGUAAAUACCACUAUACAUUUGAUGGUUAUGAUUAGAAUUUUUUUUUUUUUUGGUUUA